AUGGGCUCCAACGAGACACCACCGAUUACAGAGGACGGAUCUUCCCCAACCUCAAUUCCCGAUGGCCAUCCCCCCGUCGCCGGCGGCGGAUCCCUGCUGCAAGCGGCGUCAGACUACGCCGGAGCCCAGACCGAAAACAGAGCUUCCAGGAAGAGGAAAGCCAGUCUGCUACCUCUCGAGGUCGGUACUCGCGUCAUGUGCCGAUGGAGGGACGGAAAAUUUCAUCCAGUCAAAGUCAUCGAACGGCGCAGAAUGCAGUCGGGUGGGCCCCAUGAUUACGAAUACUACGUUCAUUACACCGAAUUCAAUAGGAGGCUUGAUGAAUGGGUUAAACUUGAACAAAUUGAUCUUGAUUCAGUAGAGGCUGUUGUAGAUGAGAAGGUGGAGGACAAGGUGACAAGCUUGAAAAUGACACGCCACCAGAAACGUAAGAUUGACGAGACACAUGUAGAGGGAUGCAAACCUGAAAGGAAAGGGAAGAUAGGAUGGAUUGUAAAGGCUUUGCUAGGUGUUAGUGAGUCAUAUAAGCAAGGGGUAAUAGGGUUACUACAAGACAUCUUUUUUUCUCCGGCUCGAUGGUUGCCUCCUCCUCCUACUCUCUCGACUGCAAUAAACAAGUCUGACAAAGUGAAAGAACUCUGGCGAAUCGAUUCAAACCAAACAAACCAGCAAUUCCGACGAUUGUGUAUCGAAGCGAAGGAACUCUGGCAAAUCGAAGAAGCAACUCUAAUGACUGUGUAUCGAAGGAAAGGAACUCUAGCGAAUCGAAGCAACUGGGUUAUUUUAGAUUUGCUUCAGAUCUGGGUUGCUCGAUCUGGGUUGCUUCAGAUCUGCUUUUCUCUGGGCCAUGAGGAGCUUGAUGCUGCCAGCUUGCGUGAACAUGAAGAAUUCACUAAAGUUAAAAAUAUAGCUACUAUAGAACUUGGAAGAUACGAGAUUGAGACAUGGUACUUCUCCCCCUUUCCACCAGAGUACAAUGACUGUUUGAAGCUGUACUUUUGUGAGUUUUGCCUCAAUUUCAUGAAGCGCAAGGAACAGCUUCAGAGGCAUAUGGCUUAUACUGCAAAUUGCAACUCAUUUAUUGAUCUAUAUAUCUUAUCAGCCCCUGUAUUAAGCUUGUUAACCAACCUGGGAAAAUGUGAUACUGAUGUUGCCAACCGGCCCAAAUUGAACAGGGUUUUGUCUGGUAAUUUUACUGAAACAGAGGCUUCAGAUAUAUGGUUUUCUGAUGGGUAUCAUGAAGAGUAUUCCUACAUGCCACUGGCAGUGGAAAGAAUGUGA
Molecule: messenger RNA, 1281 nt
Organism: Ilex paraguariensis (yerba mate)
Lineage: Eukaryota; Viridiplantae; Streptophyta; Magnoliopsida; Aquifoliales; Aquifoliaceae
Source: the annotation of a GenBank genome assembly